AUGCAAUUUAUUUAUGUAUUACCAGGAUGGGAGGGAUUGGCGGCUGAUGGUAGAGUGCUUCGAGAUGCCCUUGUUAGACCACAUGGAUUAAAAGUUCCAAGACCGGGUUAUUACUUGGUAGAUGUCGGUUAUACAAAUGGAGAAGGUUUUCUUGCCCCUUAUAAAGGUCAAAGGUAUCAUUUAAAUGAUUGGGGACACCAACCAACUACGCCAAAAGAAUUAUACAAUAUGAGACACUCUUCUGCAAGAAAUGUUAUAGAGAAAUGUUUUGGUAUUUUGAAGGAAAGAUGGGCUAUUUUAAGAGACAAUUCAUUUUAUCCGAUUGAUUUAAAGAAUAGAAUCAUAAUGGCAUGUUGUCUUCUCCACAACUUUGAAAGGCAAGAAAUGGUUGUAGAUCCAUUUGAAAACGAAGAACCAGAUCAGGGGACGGGAGACAAUGGAGAUGGAGAUGACGAUGACGAAAAUAUCACUUCUAUUGGGACAUCUAAUGAGUGGACAACAUUUAGAGAUAAUUUAGCUCAAACUAUGUUUGAAUCCUGGAAUUCUACACACUGA
Messenger RNA from Erigeron canadensis, 555 nucleotides. Its product is annotated as protein ALP1-like. The transcript is spliced from 2 exons. The record is from RefSeq and is a predicted model, not a curated record. Lineage: Eukaryota; Viridiplantae; Streptophyta; Magnoliopsida; Asterales; Asteraceae. Bases 1 to 555 code for a protein of 184 amino acids.